CUCAUGUGAGAGGGGUGGUCAUGAUAAUUUUCCCACUUUUCCUACCGCCUUACUUCUCUCUCUCUCUCUCUCUCUCUCCAGCAGCUGCAUGGGAUGGCUGUGGGCUUCCAUUAAUCUCCAACCCUAAAGCUCACUCACACCAUGUUGUUUAUGGGUUUUUUGAGCUACCCAUCUUCUCUUUCCUACCCAUCUUCUUUCCUAUUCUAUCUCCUCCUCUCCUCAAACCUUCAACACUCCAAACCCCAAACUAAACCUUCUCUUCUUCCCUCUUUCUUGAAGCCCCCACAAUCACAAUAGUUAAGUCUUUUCAACCCACAGACUUCUCGGAAUCUGCUCUCUGUUCUCAGGCCUCUUUUUUCUGCUCUACAAGUAGGUUCUUGCCUUUUUCAAUUUCUUGAUUAGUUUCCUACUUUGAACCUCCAAAAUCACAUCUUUGUGUUUCUUGGGAUUUUAAAGUCAAAACCCAUUUCUUUUUUCUAAUCUUUUUGCAGAUCUCCAAAGCCAUAGGGUUUUUUGGGUAGUUUUAUCACCUGCCCAACCUUGUUUCCUAGAACUCUUUUAGUUUGAGGUGGGAAUCUUAUAAGGCCUUUAGAUUUUCAUAACCUUGAUAGUGAAUUAUUGAAAGAUUGUGGGUUUCUAUUAAAAUUGUUACAAGAUUGCAGCUCUUUAAGCAGUUGAGUUAAUUGGGUCAAAACUCUGCUGCCAAAAAUUUGUUGGCACCUUUGGCUAUGCAAUUAGGGUUUCGUUAGGGUUUUGUGAUUUUGUUAUCCAAACAUGGCUGCAAGUGGGCACUGUUUUGUAGAAUGGAAAGAGCACUUUGUUUCAAAGGAGCGGGGCAACCGUGUGGUGCACUAUUUUUUGAAGGAUAUUUCAGGGGAUUCCAUUCUUGCUGUUAUUGGCAAUGAAAGGAGUGUUAGGCACAUGUUCUAUGUUGUUUCUGAGGAGUUCUUGAAUGCUUUUGGGGCAGAGAAGUCUGUCCAUGCCGGCUUCAGAUGGAGAUCAAGGAGAGAGGUUGUGAAUUGGCUUACAUCUAUGCUAUCAAAGCAGCAUCGGCUAAGCGAUCGGUCCAAACCACUGAAGAAUGAUCCAGCAACUGAAGUCGGUGGUCAACAAAUAAAAAUGCCUGACUACAAGGGCCGUAUGACGAGGAAUUUAAAAGAACACACUUCAGACAUUGUGUGGUCAGGUGUUCCAUGGACUUGCGGUAAACAACUGAAGCACUAUCCAGCAUUUUGCAGGAAUGGGAUUACGAUAGCAAUACAAUCCUUUGUCUUUGUCAUGGCGGAUGAAGAAAAGCACUACCUUGCAUAUCUAGAAGAUAUGUAUGAAGAUAGGAAGGGACAGAAAAAGGUCAAAGCCAGGUGGUUUCACCAUAAUGAAGAAGUCAAGGGCGUGGUUUCUCUACGAAAUACUCACCCCAAAGAAGUUUUCAUCACACCUUAUGCACAGGUCAUCAGUGCAGAGUGUGUUGAUGGUCCUGCCAUAGUCUUAACUCGUGAACAUUUUGAGAAAUGUCUUACUGUUUUUCCAAAUGCUUUGUUAGCCAGAGUACAUCUUUGCUAUAGACAAUUUAAAAGCAAUCGUGUGAAGCCCUUCAAAUUGAGUGAAGUGCGUGGCUACUUUAAUCAACCACUUUUCUCAUGUUUGGAUAUUGAUUUCUUUGACAAUGGAGAAUUUAGCCCAGGGGACAAUGUAAGGGUUGGAGCUAAAAGGACGAGAAGUUGUAGAGGUCGUCAAAUGUUGACAUAUGAACCAUCAUUGAAGUAUGAUUUGUUUAGUAGGAGACUAAUUUCCCACAAGCAUGCUGAAUUCCGGCUUUCGCAUACUCCCAUCUUUAAGGGUAAUGAAAAGAUAGAGUUGCUUUGCCAAGAUAGUGGUAUCAGAGGCUGUUGGUUCAGGUGUACAGUCUUGCAGGUUUCUCGGAGACAUAUGAAAGUCCAAUAUGAUGAUGUGAAAGAUGAAGAUGGAUGUGGCAAUCUUCAGGAAUGGGUCCCUUCUUUCAGACUGGCCAUGCCUGAUAAGCUUGGAAUGAGAUGCCCAGGUCGCCAAACAAUCAGGCCUGCUCUCCCUCACGAUCAGGUAGACCUCACCUUUGAGGUUGGAGUUGCGGUGGAUGCAUGGUGGAGUGAUGGCUGGUGGGAAGGGGUGGUGACUGGAAUUCUCAACUCUGGAGAUGAAAGUCUGCAAGUUUACAUUCCUAGUGAAAACUUACAUUUGAACAUAAGUAGAAAGAAUCUAAGAGUUUCAAGAGAUUGGAUGGGGGACCGGUGGGUUGAUAUUGAGGUGAAUCGUGACAUUGUCUCAACCAUAUCUGAAGCUAUCGGCCCAGAUACAAAGGUUUCAGCAUCUCCAAUUGUUGUGAAGGGGCCCCAAUCUGAAGAUUUUCCCAUGUCAAGUCACGAAGUUUCCACUACUUCCAAACUUGAUAUAGUCGAGGAGGAGAAGGUUGACUCAUUAGAUGAUUCGGCCCCUUGUGAUGACCUUUCAAGAGAUACGGAUUGGGUGAACGACGAGAAGCAGCCAAAGGUUAAAGACGGAGAUAAUAGUAAUCAUGUUAAUGACAUUAUUGAAAAAGAGAAUGCAGAUUAUGUCAACCAUGAUAAUGAUAAUGUAGAAGAUUAUGAUAAUAAUGAUGGUAAUGAUGAUGAAGUUGGUGAUGGGGAUGAUAAUGGGUGCAAGUUAGAGGAGUUUGAAACUGCUGGGCAGAAAUGUGAAGCAGAAUUGUUGGAAGUGGUUGCAUAGUUUGUUUGACAGAAGUUUGUAGUUCCAUGAAUCAGCAAGACUUUGUGGUAGCCAUUGAUAACAAAAGUGAAGCAAGUGUUUUAGGUUAUACAUAAAUAGAAAAAAAAGAAAAGGGUUGGGACUUGCAUUGUAAGUUCUGUUUAACUUGGGUAGAUUUAGGUGUACAGCAAUGAGGUUAGAAUUCUUUGGUGAGUUCUGUUCUUUAACUGAUUGUUUUAUAAAUAGGCGCCGAGGAUCCAUUUAAUUAGAAUCUCACUGAUGAGUUGGAUCCUUUUCAGUUCUUACUCUUUGUAACUUUCUAGUGUGUUUUUGUGCUUGUACCUUGUGCCGACGACAUUAAAUUUACUUGUUAUGCUAGAAUUAUUUUGUCAA
Molecule: messenger RNA, 3114 nt
Organism: Camellia sinensis
Lineage: Eukaryota; Viridiplantae; Streptophyta; Magnoliopsida; Ericales; Theaceae
Molecular function (GO): chromatin binding
Source: RefSeq, a predicted model, not a curated record